Polychytrium aggregatum is the source of this 1724-nucleotide messenger RNA. RefSeq names its product peptidase S8/S53 domain-containing protein. The coding region runs from base 203 to 1462 and encodes 419 amino acids. Gene Ontology annotation, molecular function: serine-type endopeptidase activity. The record is from RefSeq and is a predicted model, not a curated record. Gene Ontology annotation, biological process: proteolysis. The transcript has 6 exons. NCBI's taxonomy places the organism in Eukaryota, Fungi, Chytridiomycota, Chytridiomycetes, Polychytriales.
AUCGCCCUCGGUCUGCUCUUAUCCUCCAAGCUCGCUUCGCUCCUUUCCAGCUGCCCAUUUGUUUCCCUCUCUUUCGUCUCUCCGUUGAAUCGCUCGCUCGCUGCCGUACUAUCCCUCUAGCCACUUGUCGAUUCUCCUCGCUCCUCAUCGCCUUCCCCCUCCACCCGAAUCCAGAACCCCCGCUCGGUCCAACUAGCCCGCCAUGCGCAUCACUCCCUUUUGCCUGUUUGUCCUCGCCUCGGCCAUUGGCCAUUCGUAUGCCGCCAAGGUCUCCCGCGAGGCUCCUCUGCUGGCCGCCAGCAACUCAGACCUGAUCCAGGACUCGUACAUUGUCGUCCUCAAGGACCAUGUCGAUCUCUCCGACCAUCUGUCGCUGCUUCAGAAGAGCAACUUCAUCCAAACCUCCAAGCGCUCUGGCCGCAAGAACUCGGGCCUGAACCAGGUUCAGCGCCAGUUCCAGAUUGGCGGCAAGCUCAAGGGCUACUCCGGCCGCUUCGACGCCGAGACCCUCGCCUACAUUCGCAACAGCGAGCACGUCGAGUUUGUCGAGCACGACCAGACCGUCUACGCCAUUGAGACCCAGAACGAUGCUCCCUGGGGCCUGGCCCGCAUCUCGCAUAGAAGCCUGCCCAGGCAGCCCUACGAGUACAUUUACGCUCCGGAGGCCGGCGAGGGUGUUACUGCCUAUGUCGUCGACACCGGCGUGAACAUCCACCACAAGGAUUUUGAGGGCCGUGCCGAGUGGGGCGCCACUAUUCCCGAGGGCGAUCCCGACGUUGACGGCAACGGCCACGGCACCCACGUCGCCGGUACCAUCGCAGGCAAGACCUACGGCGUUGCCAAAAAGGCCAAGGUCAAGGCCAUCAAGGUCCUGCGCUCGAACGGCUCGGGCUCGCUUUCGGAUGUCAUCAGCGGCAUCGACUGGGUCGUCACUGACCACGAGGAGCGCAAGUCGAGAGACAAGGGCAAGACCAAGAGUGUCGCCAACAUGUCUCUGGGCGGUGGCCGGUCGAGGGCCCUGGACCGAGCCGUUGAUGUGGCUGUCAAGGCGGGUGUUAAUUUCGCCGUUGCGGCUGGAAACGACGGCCUCGAUGCCUGCGACUACUCGCCUGCUGCUUCGCAGCUCGCCGUCACCGUCGGUGCCUCCAACUCGCGCGACGAGGCUGCCUGGUUCUCGAACCACGGCGACUGCGUCGACAUCUUUGCCCCCGGCCAGGAGAUUGAGUCUGCCUGGAUCGGCAGCAACGUCGCCACCAACAUCAUCUCCGGAACCUCCAUGGCCUCACCCCACAUUGCCGGCGUCCUCGCCCUGCUGAUUUCCCAGCCCGAGUUCGAGGACUACACCCCCAAGCAGCUCAAGGACGCCCUCGUUAACCUCUCCACCGAGGAUGCCCUCGAGGACCUCCCCACCUGGGCGGGCGGCUCCAACCGCCUGGUCUUCACCAACCCUCCCAAGCACUAAAGCAGCUGGGGGCGGCCCCCUCUCUCGUCUGUACAUUUGUCCACAAUACCACGCCCCCCACGACUUUGAAUCUCCCACGGCCUGGCCCCGCAAGUCUAUUUAUUUUUGACAGUUUUGCCCUCCUUCUCCUCCCGCACUUGGCGUUUACCAUAAUGUCCGAAAUCCCUCUUGCUUCCUGACUUGGACGCGAGCGGUACCAAAAAAAUGUUCAACGAAUGGAUCAUGAUUGCAGCUGGAAAUACACGUAGUUACAGAUGCAGAA